AUGGAAUCGGCGCGGCGGAGCUGGAAUACCAAGAAUCUAGGUGCUCGCAUCGGUUCCGACCUCGUCAGCGCCAGCUGCGCAGGAGCUCUCAUCGCACCCAUCGUAGCCAUCAUCGACAGAUCCAUCAUGGAGAACACCUCGGGCCGCAACACCCUCUCCAACUCCCUCAAAACCUCCCUCUCUAACCUCCUCCUCCGCCCCCACACCAUCCUCCUCACAAAACCGACCGCCCUCCUCUUCCUCCUCUACGGCGCAACCUACGCCUCCGCUAACACCCUCGACACAAUCUCCUCCACCGCCCACGACAGGCCCGCCUCCCUCGUCACGGCCGGCACCCCCAAAUUCGCCGCCUCUUCCUCCGUCAACGUCGGCCUCUGCAUCUACAAGGACCAGGUCUUCGCCCGCAUGUUCGGGCCCCCCGGCUCCCCGCCCCGGCCCGUCACCCUCCCCUCCUACGCCCUCUUCGCCGCCCGCGACUCCAUGACCAUCUUCGCCAGCUUCAUCCUCCCCCCCCUCCUCGGCCCCCGUAUCGACGAUUAUCUCUCCGCCUCUUUGCGCCGGUACGUCUCCGGCGCCACGGCCGCGCAGUUCCUCGCCCCCGCCGCCGUGCAGCUCCUCUCCACCCCGCUGCACCUCCUCGGGCUCGACGUCUACAACAGGCCGCCGGGAGGGGGCGCGACGUGGGGGCAGAGGUGGGAGCUCAUACGGCGCAUGUGGCUACCCAGCGCGGCCGCGCGCGUUUGUCGCAUCGUCCCUGCUUUUGGCGUUGGUGGGGUUGUGAACACAAAGUUACGGAGGAGCAUGAUGGUCAAGCUUGAGUGA
Clonostachys byssicola is the source of this 822-nucleotide messenger RNA. The record is from the annotation of a GenBank genome assembly. Lineage: Eukaryota; Fungi; Ascomycota; Sordariomycetes; Hypocreales; Bionectriaceae.